Schistosoma bovis is the source of this 2147-nucleotide messenger RNA. The record is from the annotation of a GenBank genome assembly. NCBI's taxonomy places the organism in Eukaryota, Metazoa, Platyhelminthes, Trematoda, Strigeidida, Schistosomatidae.
AUGACCAAAAAAGCAAGUGAUUCCCCAAUAUCACCUCUUACUAUUUCAGGAAUUCGCAGUGUAACAAGAAAAACACUGAUUACUGAGUGUUUAUUUGUAGGUGGGACUUUCCUUCUUCCGUAUGCUGUUUAUUCAAAGAAAGAACUUUUAAGUAAAAGACUAUUUGUACAUGCUGCGUGCGCUACUAGAUUUGCUCCUCAAGGAUCUGUUGUUAGUGAGACUAAGUCACAUGCUCUAUUCCUGACCAUUCACUUGGAUCCCCAGGCAUCACCGCAAGAAUGUUUGAAGUCUAUCGGACAAAUCAAGAAAUAUGUUGAUGCAAUUUGUCCACCUGACUCACGAAGUGAAGAAGAUGAGAUUCUAUACGGUGUUGGCUUUGGAUUUGAAUUUCUACAAAAAAUUAACCCUAAUUAUCAGUCUAGAGGAAUUAAUAAUUACGAAUACCGUGAACGGUCAGGAAGCCUUGGUAAAUUACCUAAAACAGAUGGAGAUAUAUUUAUUCAUGCUAAAUGUCAUGAAUAUGGUAAAUUGUUUGAAUUGACACAAGCUAUUAUCAAUAAUUUACCAAAUGGAUCUGUAAUCAAAUUUGAAGAUAUCUACGGAUGGGUUUAUCGUAAUGGACGAGAUUUGAGUGGUUUCAUUGAUGGCACAGAGAAUCCGGCAGAUCCUGAUGAACGAGCUGAAGUGGCGAUCAAUACAAAGACUGGUGGAAGUUACGCUGUUGUUCAAAAAUGGGUUCACAAUAUGGAUAUGAUUCGGACAACAAAAGAUCACACCAAAGAAGGAUGGAUUGGUCGAACAUUGAAAGAUAGUAUCGAGUUGAAGAACAAACCUAUUACGUCUCAUGUCGCCAGAAUGGUUGGAUGUAAGUAACAUUAUUUCUCUCUCAAUUCGUUUAUCUCUCAGGAAAUAAUUAUAUUCAUUUACUUUAUUCCUCUCACGCGGCCUCGCAUAUACAUCCACUACCAGGGCAUUCCUACUAACUGCUUUCUUGUGACGGGGCUGUUGUUUACGUGAUUGACAGCACGAAAAGCGAAUGCCGGCGCUUCAACCGGGUUGGUGGACACGAAGAGUCCACCUUGGGGAUUUGGAGAACGCUGAUUCUAAACCAAUGGUGCACGUAGGCCCCAGUAUCCUGAGGGUACAAAUUUCGUAUGAACCAAUUGUUGGUCACAGGGCACUGUGGGAAUUCAUCUCUUGACGUUGCUCUACUGCCUUGUGGAUCAGACCUUUAUGUCGAAGUCUCCGGGUGUCCCCUCCUGAGAAAACCACAUGCUUCGGUUUGAGCAUCCGUAGAGUAUCAUGGCCCAAACUCAAAUCAAGUGACUUGUGUGGCGCAUAUGUAUUCGAUGCACCUUUGUACCAAUAUUUAUGUGUUCGAUUGAAUAAAUAAAUAACAAAUUGAAGGAAAUUAUUCAAAGAUUUAUUUAUUUUUCAACAGAUUCCAGACUGUAGUUUUCAGUAAUUUUGCAACUUCAGUUCCAUCUGCUUGUAUGUCUUUCUGUUGGCGUUAUAUCCCCCAAGGUAGACGGCUCAAUUGUAAACAUUUCGUUACUAUUGUGAACACUUUCUUGAGCAUCCAAUUCAUGUAAAUGCAGGCGAAAUCAAAUUCUGUAGCUCCACGAACACUAUACCAUCACAACUAUUCAUCUGAACUUCAAAUCUUUCCCAUCAAUUACUAUCAUAUUCGAAGUGUGUUUCUGUACUUUUACUUCAGCAGGGUGUAUUUCAUAUUUUAUAUUUUUUAAACUUAAUAAUAUAGUCUUUGGUGUUUGUUUUUUCCUACAACAAUUAGCUGCAGAUUAUGAUGCUCCAUCAAAGUACCAAAUAGUUCGACAAUCUCAACCAUACGGAACUUUAUCCGGCGAUGCUGGUCUACUAUUUAUUGCAUAUGCAGCUGACACAAAAAAUUUCGAUUUCAUGUUGGAUCGAAUGACUGGAGAUAGUGAAGAUCGAAAAAAUGAUGAUGUAAUGCGUUUUACCAAAUGUGUCACUGGGAAUUACUGGUAUUUUCCUAGUGUACCAGAAUUUGAUCGUUUAGUUGGCGGUGGUCUAUGGGGAUUUUGGCGACAAUAAAAUCUAAUAUCUUAUUUUAUUUUAUUUGUAAUGAGUGAACAUAUUUAAAUGAAAUAUAUAACCUAAUUUCC